AUGCCCCAUUUUGCAACAACAGCAACUGAGGUGUUGCAGCGAGAGAGCAGCCAUCAGUGUGCCGAAAAGGUCGUUACUGCAACCCUGGAGCUUGUACAUUCUCAUUUUGCCGUAGUGCUUUUUUUCAGAAUGAGAUUAGGUACAGUGUUGAAUAAUGCAAUAGAAUUUGGUACAAUUGGAGUUAGAGGGGCAGAACCUUCUCGAAAUAAUCUCAGAUGUCUCGUGCCUCGGGGCUGUAUAUCAGUCACGCCCGUCGCCCUCGCCGCGCCGCACCCGCCUCUGCCGCCGCUGCCGCCUCCGCCGCCGCUGCCGCCUCCGCCGCCGCUGCCGCCUCCGCCGCUGCUCCCGCCUCUGCCGCCGCUGCCGCCUCCGCCGCUGCCUCCGGGGACUCUCGACCGCAGGAGCACCAGCACUCCACGCCAGCACGAACAUGGCGAUGAAAAGAAGAGGAAGACUUGCAGAGCCACAGAUACUGAAGAGAGAGCAAAUCAAGAAACCCCCACUGACAAUAGCAGAUUACAAGACUUCGUCUACAGAAGGAGUUUGGUUUUGCCGGAAGUCAGUACAGAUACCUUAAAUAUGCCACUUCAGGAGAUCAGCCACUUUAUGCUGGGAUAG
Penaeus chinensis is the source of this 618-nucleotide messenger RNA. RefSeq names its product WASH complex subunit 3-like. NCBI's taxonomy places the organism in Eukaryota, Metazoa, Arthropoda, Malacostraca, Decapoda, Penaeidae. The coding region runs from base 1 to 618 and encodes 205 amino acids. The record is from RefSeq and is a predicted model, not a curated record. The transcript has 6 exons.